Molecule: messenger RNA, 801 nt
Organism: Caenorhabditis remanei
Lineage: Eukaryota; Metazoa; Nematoda; Chromadorea; Rhabditida; Rhabditidae
Exons: 3
Coding region: 1-801 (266 amino acids)
Source: RefSeq, a predicted model, not a curated record
AUGUCGCGUAGUAUAGUUUCCUAUCUGUUCUUCAAUUUCACAACCUUCGUGUUGCAGUUGAAAAACAGAAUCAAAUCUCUGUGUGUGAAUAAUAAAAUGCCUAUUGCAAAGGUUUUCUUCGGAAUGUCGUUGAAGAGAGAUGAAGAGGUGGAGCCACAGGCGGUGGCGGAAAAGGCGGUUGUUGGAGAAAAGGAAGACGUUAAGGCCGGACGUAGACGUCGCGCUGGAGGAGGUGCUGGAAAAAUGAGGCUGAGAGGAAAGGGGCUCGGCAGUCGUAAGGUCCGCUUGGAGGAAGCCUCUCUGGACCGUGAGGCUAAGAAGCUGGAAAGGAAACAAAUCGCUUUGGCAAAACGAAUGAGUCGUUUGGAGAUGAAGAAAUCUGGAAAACCUUGUGAGAAUGAAGAUGGAGCCAAGAAGGCAAAAAGAGGUCGCUCCGUGGAGAAGAAGGAGAAAAAGUCAAGAUCCGAGUCAAGAUCGAAGAAGGAUCGCUCUCAAUCUAGAAAAGAAAAAAAGGAGAAGAAGGCCUCUGGUUUCAUCAAACGCCGUCGUGAGAUGGGUCGUACCACCUCGGAGUCUUCAGGAAUUCUGAAGGUCGAGGUGUCCAUCGAGGAGAAGCUCGCGAAGAAAGAAGCUCGUCAAGCUAAGCGUGAGGCUAAGCAGACAGAGAGACUUCUCAAAAAGGAGGAACGCAUCGCCAAGAAGGCCGCUAAGAAUCCAUACCGCAUCAAAAUUCGCCCUGGAAAACUUCUUAAGGCUCCACAGGCGUUCCGUUCGAUGCAACGAGCUGCGUGUCGUCGUUAA